AUGGAUACUUCACCGUGUACUGGAAAAAACACAAAAAAAUGUGGGAGCAGAAAGAGCGCACAAUUGGAGAACGCUGGCCCAUGUAAACGUUUUGUCAAUGAAACAAAUAAACAAAACAAAUUUCCGCAGCAUAGAUUCGUAAAAGCCAUUCCGAUAAAGACAACCACGAAUCUUAAACCACGUAUGAAUUCGUACGCCCAUAUUGCUGCAGUUCGAUACUCGAUGCUGUACAUGGAAACAAUGUCGGAAAACAUCGAUAGCCGGGAGCCCAGCGAACAUGUCAGCCUUCCAUUUUCGACGGAUACGGACAAUUGA
Molecule: messenger RNA, 315 nt
Organism: Cyanidioschyzon merolae strain 10D
Lineage: Eukaryota; Rhodophyta; Bangiophyceae; Cyanidiales; Cyanidiaceae
Exons: 1
Coding region: 1-315 (104 amino acids)
Source: RefSeq, a predicted model, not a curated record